AUGUGUAAGAGAAAUCUGAAGAGGUUAGCAUUGAAUCUACAGUCGUCGUCGUCGUCCAGUAAAGAGAUGAUGCCAGCCACGCCCGUUGUCAUGUCAAACAAGGUUAGCGACCAGCGUAACACUAAGCACGCACAAGAUAUGCAAGAAUGCACGAGCAACAUAUAUCAACAGGGUCCUGCUUGCAUUUUACCCAAUUUAUAUCUAGGUGCUUAUUACAAUGCUCUCAAUGCCACACAAUUAGCUCGCCACGACAUUACAUGCGUUAUCAACGUAGCCAGUGAAAUUGACGUUGUGUCCUUGCCACAGCACAUUGAGUAUCAUCAUAUAAAGUGGACCCACAAUCAGCUCGACCUUGCAACAUCAGGAUUCGAGCGAGCCAUUGCAUUGAUCCGCACUGCCCAUAAUAGCCACCAAACUGUCAUGAUUCACUGCCAGCAAGGAAUUGAACGCUCGGCGGCUUUGGUGGUGGCAUUCUUGAUAAAAUCAACUCGCUGUACAAAGAGAAUCAAUGCAAAAGUGGACGAGGAUGCUCUGGCAGGACAGAACUGGUCCUUUGAUCGCGCGUUGAACUUUGUCCAGGAAAAGGCACCCAAAAUUCGCCCUAAUAUGGAGCUUUUGUAUCAGUUACGAGAGUAUGAACAGUCAAUACCAAUGGAGCAGCAGCAUCUGUACCAAACAUCAGUGAGGGCAGAAAAGAGGCACAACAUACGGAACAGAACAAAGCGCUCAGAGUCCAUUGCAUGUAGUAAACCAUCCGCUAGAAGUGAUGCGCCAUUGACAUCCUCCACUUCACUUCGAUCAUUGAAUCAAGCUAUGUAUUACCAACGACCUCGUUCAGCCAGUGUGCGAGACACCUCAUCAUCAGCCAACUUGACAUUUGCAACGACCACAUCAGAAUCAAGCGCAUCCUCCAAACAGAUAGACAAGCAGCCAUUAGCUAUUGCUGCACUGAUCAUUGUGUUGGUGGCCUUGUAUCAACGAGAGUGCUGUCCUUUGUAUCACACCACCAACAAGUGCAAGUCUAGCAAUGGCAAUGAUACACUGAAGACAGCCGUGGAUAACAGCGAUAGCGAUGGUUACAACAAAAACAACAGACAUUUGGCCACUCAGUUUCUAAAACCAGCUUUUCCAAUAUAUUAG
Mucor velutinosus is the source of this 1140-nucleotide messenger RNA. RefSeq lists its product as uncharacterized. Gene Ontology annotation, cellular component: cytoplasm. Gene Ontology annotation, molecular function: MAP kinase tyrosine phosphatase activity; protein tyrosine/threonine phosphatase activity; MAP kinase tyrosine/serine/threonine phosphatase activity. The record is from RefSeq and is a predicted model, not a curated record. Bases 1 to 1140 code for a protein of 379 amino acids. Gene Ontology annotation, biological process: protein dephosphorylation; negative regulation of MAPK cascade. Lineage: Eukaryota; Fungi; Mucoromycota; Mucoromycetes; Mucorales; Mucoraceae. The transcript has a single exon.